AUGUAUGGCGGAAUUAUUUUUCAGGUAUUCGUAGCGAAUCCGAACAAAUCAAAAGCUGUUAGCGAUAUUUUAUUGCGAAAUAAAGAGAAAUUAGUUGAUUUUUUAACAAAUUUCCAUACCGAUCGUACCGAAGACGAGCAAUUUAACGACGAAAAAGCCUAUCUAAUAAAGCAGAUACAGGACAUGAAAUCGUGA
Molecule: messenger RNA, 195 nt
Organism: Gongylonema pulchrum
Lineage: Eukaryota; Metazoa; Nematoda; Chromadorea; Rhabditida; Gongylonematidae
Source: the annotation of a GenBank genome assembly